This is a messenger RNA of Dromiciops gliroides (monito del monte), 966 nucleotides long. RefSeq names its product vomeronasal type-1 receptor 1-like. The record is from RefSeq and is a predicted model, not a curated record. The transcript has a single exon. Gene Ontology annotation, molecular function: pheromone receptor activity. Gene Ontology annotation, biological process: G protein-coupled receptor signaling pathway. Bases 1 to 966 code for a protein of 321 amino acids. Lineage: Eukaryota; Metazoa; Chordata; Mammalia; Microbiotheria; Microbiotheriidae. Gene Ontology annotation, cellular component: membrane.
AUGAAAUCGAAAGACAUAAUCUUGAGGUUUGCUUUCUUUCCCCAAAUGGGAAUUGGGCUUCUAGGGAAUUCCUUCCUUAUUUGUCUCUUCAUGUUUUCAUUUCUCAGUGGACAUAGGAUGAGACCUGUAGACACUAUUAUCACUCAGCUGGCCUUGGUCAACUGCUUGGUGCUUCUCUCAAAGGGCAUCCCUGAGACAAUGACAGCUUUGGGACUGAUGAAUUUCCUGGAUGAAACUGGCUGUAAAAUUAUUUUCUACCUUCACAAAGUAGCUCGGGACCUUUCCCUCAGCAUGACUUGCCUCCUGAGUGGCUUUCAGGCCAUCACCAUCAGCCCCAGCAACUCCAAUUGGGCAGAGCUUAAAGCCAGAGCCCCAAGAUACCUUAUGCCUUCCAGUCUCUUCUUUUGGACUUUUCACCUGCUUUUUUGUAGCUAUAUCCCUUGGGGAAUUAAGGGACCAAAAUACACCAGAAACAUUACUGAGAUACAACUUACUGGAUACUGCUCUUAUCAAAUUCUUGCUGGGUUUCAAGUUUCCAUAUUUGCAACCAUUAUCUCCUUUCCUGAUGCUAUAUUUUUGGGACUCAUGGUCUCUGCCAGUGGCUACAUGAUGUUUCUUCUGUACAGGCAUCACCAGCAAGUCCAGCAAGUUCACCUUACCUGCCUCUCCCCCAGAGCCUCCCCUGAGACCAGGGCCACCAACACUAUUCUACUGCUAGUAAGCACCUUUGUUUCCUCUUAUGCUUUCAAUUGCAUCUUAACAGCAUAUAUGUCUUUUAUAAAGUCCCCACCCUGGUUGAUGCACUCCUCUGCUUUCCUGGCUUCAUGUUUCCCAGCUAUUAGCCCCUAUGUGCUGAUCAGCAGUGACUCACAAGUUACCAGGUACCUCUAUGCUCUUUGUGGGAGGAAACCCCACAUUUUUACCCUGGUGACACAUAAAUAUUCUCUGCCCAGGACGACCUCCUGA